This is a messenger RNA of Fusarium falciforme, 2190 nucleotides long. RefSeq lists its product as hypothetical. The coding region runs from base 1 to 2190 and encodes 729 amino acids. The record is from RefSeq and is a predicted model, not a curated record. The transcript is spliced from 2 exons. Lineage: Eukaryota; Fungi; Ascomycota; Sordariomycetes; Hypocreales; Nectriaceae.
AUGCGUUCCUUCGUCGCCUUGGCGGCUCUCGCCCUCUCGGGCAGCCUCGACCUUGCUGCCGCCGGUCCUUGCAGACCUAGCAACACUGUGUCUACUUCUGCCACUGGCUCUGCCACCGAGACAUCCUCUGGCGCCUCAUCGUCCUCGACUGAGACCACUGGCCCUCGCAUCAUCAAGAACCUCUGCCAGAACGGUGGCUUCCAUGACAUCGACCCCGAGGACCCCAGCAACAUCCCCAACUUCACCACUGAGGGUAACACUGAGGGCAGCACUACCGGAGGCUACAAGGGUGACGGAAGCAACGACAACAACUGCGUCAAGUUCACUGUCAGCUCAAUUCCCACCAAGCACAAGCGAGCUGUCGGCGACACUGCCAGCCUGAGCCAGGAGCUGUCCGACCUCAACACUGCGACUCCCUACACGGUUCGCUUCUUCUACUUCAUCCUCACUGCCCCCACCACCCAGAACAUCUGCACUCUCGAGGGUUACAUUGGCUCUCAGCAGUUCUUCACCACCUUCAUCUACAGCACCGGUGCCUCUGCCUUCUACAACACCGCCCUGGUCUCGACCAACGUCCCCUCCUCCGUGGCUCCUCUGUCCAUCCGCGCCAGCUGCUCGUCUGGUGGUCUGGCCUCCGUCUUCGUCGACUCCAUCUUCAUCUCCAACCAGGUCACUCCCCAGAACAUCAACGACUACAGACUUGACUUUGGUGAUGGUGAUAUCCGUGAGCCUGUCUCUUCUCCCACCACUGUCGCCACCACUCAGUCCGCUUCCGAGACUGCUACUGAGUCCGCUACCGAGACUGGUACCGAGUCUGCCACUGAGUCCGCUACUGAGACUGGUACUGAGUCCGUGACUGAGUCUGCUACCGAGACUGCCACAGGCUCUGCCACUGAGUCCGCUACCGAGACCGCCUCUGAGACCGAGACUGCCUCUGAGACUGAGACUGCUACCGAGACUGCUACUGAGUCUGCCACUGAGACCAAGUCGGCCACCGAGACUGCUACCGAGUCUGGCUCUACUACUGAGUCUGCCUCCGCCACCGAGUCUGCCACCGAGUCCGGUUCUACCACUGAGGGUGCCUCGACUACCGAGACUGCCUCUGCCUCUGGUUCUACCACCGAGACUGCUACUGAGUCCACCACGGAGUCCGCUUCCGAGUCUGGUUCUACCACUGAGGCCGCCUCUGCUACCGAGUCCGCCUCCACCACCGAGACUGCCUCUACUUCUGAGACUGCCUCUGAGUCCGCCUCUACUUCCACUGAGGCUGGUUCUACUACCAAGUCUGCCUCUACCACUGCCUCGGAGUCUGCUUCCUCCUCUACUGAGUCCGGUUCCACCACUGAGUCUGCCUCCACCACUGAGUCUGCUUCCACAACCGAGAGCGCCUCUACUACUCAGUCCGCUUCCGAGUCUGCCUCCACCUCCACUGAGUCGGCCUCUGAGACUGCCUCUACCACUGCUUCCGAGACCGCCUCCACCACUGCGUCGGAGUCUGCCUCUUCUUCCACUGAGUCUGCCUCCUCGACUGAGUCCGCCUCUACCACCGCUUCUGAGACUGCCUCGACCACCGCCUCCACCACUGCUGCCCCUACCACCACUGACUUCACCACCACCACCAGUGCUGAGUCUACCACCACCACUGCCGAGUCAACCACCACCAGCGAUGCUCCUGCUUGCUACACUGCCAACGCUGUUGACGCUGGUGGCUUCGAGGGUGACGAGGCCUUCACCUUCUGGACCUUCAAGGCCAAGUCUGGUGUUGUCGCCAACUCCAAGAACCGUCCCAGCCACUCUGGUGAUAGCUCUGCCUUCGUCCGCUGGCCCCAAGGCAACAAGAAGGCCAGCAUCACCCAGACCGUCACCGGCCUCGUCCCCGGCGCCACCUACAACCUCGGCUACUGGUACCACGUCGCCAAGGGCGAGCACCUCCCCUUCUACGAGUGCGACAUCCUCGUCCGCUUCGACGGAGUCAACUUUGACGACUUUGACCCCUUCUACGACGCCAACGCCUGGAACGAGUACGUCCAGCGCUACAACACCGUCGUCCCCACCAGCGACACGGCCGUCCUUUCGUUCGAGCUCUCUUGCAAGAGCAACCCCGACGCCUUCUACAUCCAGCUGGAUGACGUCCAUCUCAACCGCGUCUGCCCCAACGGUGGUGAUGACGAGGAGGAGGAGUCCGAGUAG